AUGCAAGAUGACCCGCCCGUCGACUCAGCUCAGCGCCCAGCAGUCGAAUUGAACGCGCCCUCCCCACUCGACCACGACGACCCCGUCUCUCCCGCCUCGUCACGCCCCGCUGGAGACCAGGACGCGUCGCUGACGGAUGAAAACGGGGCUGAUGGACCGGGUGGACAGGCAGACGAGCCGCGCGAGCGAGGUGUGGGCGCGGAGGAGGCGAAGAGGGACACCAACGUGAAGGUCGACGUCGAGGCGGGGAACGUUGCAGCGGGGUCGCAGGGAGGGAUGGCAGAGGCAGUGAGCAGUCCCCAGAUGGUUGAGAAGCAGGACAAGGAGACUCUGGCGGUCGAGGAAGGACAGGCUCACGAUCCGUCGAUCGAGUCCAGUGCAGGCGGUGAGCAGGAUCGUAAGGAGGCUGUUGCGGUGGACGGUGUAGUGCAGGAUGCUACGAAGGAGUCAGAGACGCAGGAGGACACUGCGGCAUCCGCCUCAACCCCGCCAGUCCCGACACUCGUCGAACCCAAGCCUUCGAACCCCCUCACCUCGACCAGCUCGCUUCUUCAUCCGCCAGACGCCCGAUCCGCCUCUCCUGCGACACCGGCGGGCUCCGCGUCCUCUGCCGCACGCGCGAUUGCAACGUCGGCGGCAGGCGCGAGUCCCGCUCCUUCUGUCUCGCCCGGACCGACCUCAACAUCCGCCGCCUCGCCUCAGCCAACGAAGAAAUUCCAGAGCUCGCUUGCAGUGAACAAGAAGUUCUUGGAGAAGGCGGGGGAGAAGGCUAAGCCGGAGGUCAAGCCGGUCACGACUCGCCUCGCCACGCCGCCCGUCCCAGCACCUUCCUCAACCUCUCAUCCUCGCCUCUUUGCCGGCAAGCUCUCCUCAGGACCGAUCACCCUCUCCACCUCGUCUUCCGCCGCCGCCGCAGGAUGGAGCAAGAAGUCGACUGCACCUACCCCUUCGACCGCUGCGUCUCAGCCCGGCGCCCCUGCUUCAGCUCCGGGUGCUGGAAGCACCGCGAGCGCAUUGGCACGCGGAAAGGCAGGAGCGGUUUGGGCUGCUCCCAAAUCGACGCAGCCUACGCCGUUCGGAGCGAGGAUGGUGAACGACUUCCCGACGGCGGCAGAAGCGGCGCAUGCCAAGGAGGCUCGCGCACGAGCGAUCAUGGAGCAGAUGCAGGCGCGCGAACGGGCUUUGCAGGCUCGGGCGGCUGCUGCCGCGGCGCACAACCAGCAUCUUCUCGAGGAGCUGGACGCUUUCCGCGGCGUGCACCUUGACCCGAACGCGUCUCACUGGGACGAGGACGAAGACGACUUCCUCGACACGACGAUCGAAUUCGCCGACGGUACGCAGUACAAGAUCACAGAGCAACCGGAUGAGCCGGAAGAGCUUCGCGAACCUGGACCUUCGGAGCUGGCGCUGCGCGAGAAGCCGCUCGCGCCGGGCGAGGUGGUUGAGGCGCCGAAGCGGGAGGAGCGCUUCCGCGACGACUUUGACCGUUCGUGGCCGAAGAAGCCGGCAGCGGCUGGCGACUCGCGCGCGCUCUUCAACGACAAGGCUGGCCGACUCGAGCCGGCCGCGUCUGCCGCUGCACCGCUCGCCAGGCGUCCUGUCGCAGAACCGACCUCCAUCGUGCGACCAGCCGACCGCCGCCUCUCCGACGUUCCCCCUCACAUGGCUGCCGCGCCUCACCAUCUCGAACCUAAACCUCGCCGACCAUCCGUCACUUCGCCCCGCAUGUCCCACGCUCCUCUCCACCCCGCACCGCGCCGCGAAAGCUUCAACGAGCCGAAGCCUUCGCCGUGGGCGCGGCGACCGAGCAUUUCGCAAGGAGAACGACAGGUCCCGCCGCAUCUCGCCGCUGGGGGCGCACGACCGCCUCCUCCGCACAUGCAGACCGCUACUCGCUCGCCGCCGACUCAGCGACAGCCUCUGCCGCCAGUCCAGGCUGUUCUUUCGCCUCCUCGCGCGCCAGCUGCCGCACUGCCGCCCGCCGCGCCCGCUGUCGUCUCGCCGCCAGUCGCAGCGCCCGCUCCCGCAGCGGUGCCGGAGGAGGGGAACAUCGAGGAGAUGCACGCGCGGGAGAUGCAUGCCGCUGCUGAGCGUGCGAAGAAGCGUAGGGAGGAAGAGGAGCAGAAGCGGCUCGAGCAGAUUGAGCGGGCGAAGCGGAAGGCUGCCGAGCUGGAGGAGAAGAUGAGGGCUGCUGAGGAGGCGAAGGUCAAGGCGAAGGAGGAGCAGGAGAAGGCGAAGAAGGAGGCGGAGAACGCCGCAAAGGUUGCGAAAGAGGCGACUGCACCCGCGUCCGCUUCGUCCGCUGCCGACACGGCUUCGUCCUGGCGCGCGGCGGCACGACCACCUACCGUCCGUUUCGGCGCUACAGCCGGCCCUGCCCAUCCCCCUCCUGCGACCCCGGCUGCAGCUCCGACGAAGAUCCUGGCGCGCGAACCUCCUGCGCCGGUUCAGCCAGCCAAAAUUCUUCCUCGCCCAGGUGUCCCAGUAGCAGAACCGCCAGUACGGCAGGCAGCAUGGCGCCCAGCGCCGCAACAACCUGCACGACCUCUCCAGCCUCCUCGUCUCGCUCCGCCUCACCAGCUUCCGCCUCACCUCGCCGCCAAGGCAGCCGCCGCACAAGCCGCUCAGGCGGAACGAGCUGCACCAGCUGCCCCUGCGCCCGCGCCCGCGGCUGCCGCCGAAGCGAAGCCAUCGCCGUCUCCCCUGGCAGAAGCAGCCGCUCCCGCCGGGCAAGCCCAGACUUCCCCUCCUCCACGACCUGUCACGCCUCCACCGCCAGCGGCCCCAGCUAUCGCUUCUCCGCCAAUCUCGCCCGCGACGCAGGAGCGCCGUGCGGCUCAGCAGGCGAAGCAGGCUGGGUACAAGCUGCCAGCCGUCUCGCAAUUCGACGAUCUCAUGUCGCGCAUCAAGGGCGUCAUGACGCACCCCGAAGAGCGCGCUUCCCAGGUGGACUCGGCAGCUUCGCACGAGGCGGAAAGGCCCGUCGUGAAGCUUCCGUCCAGCAGUCCCGCCACCGCUCGUCGCACGGCUGCGCCUGUCGAGACCGGCACGCCGGCACCUGCUCCGCAGUUCGUUGUCGCAUUGCCGGGUGCAGGGCGCGGACGAGGGCGUGGCCGGUCCGAGAUCCCUCGAGUCGCUCGCCAGGCCGUGCCGGUCUUCGAGAACCGCGAACCUGUCCUUCCGAUCCAUUCUUCCCGCCUCUCCCGCUCCGCCUCCCCUCCUCCCGCUUGGCGGCAAUACACCGUUCGCAUCGCCCCUCACCCUCCUCGUCGCCCGCCGCCUGCUCGCGCCGUCAAGAACUUCCAGAACCCGAACUUCCCCCGCCCCCUCUACCCCUUCUCCUGGUCCCCUCAGCUUCGCGAUGUCAAUCCGCGCCGGCUCAGUCGGGACGACUCCCUCCUUCCGAAGCGCUACGACAAGUCGGGCACGGUCAUCUACACCGUUUCGCUGCCGAAGGAACGCCUCCGACGCCGUUCCGUCGUGGAGAAGGAGGAUCCGCCCGCCAUGGUCGUCAAGAUCUCUUCCCUUUCGCUCGUCCGUCAGCCUGCGCCUGCGCCGCUGCCGCAGUCUGCGCAGGCUCAUCCCGCCGUCAUCAACGUGAUUCAAGGGGAGGACCUCUCGCUCGCAAGCCCCGUCGACGCAGUAUUGGGCUACUCGCCCUUCGGCGUGCCCGACCGCCGACGAGCGCCCGAGACCGGCUCAUGGCGGCGAGAAGCGGUCGGCGCACCAGAACCGGGUGCGGAUCAGGCGCCAGCAGCAACGAGUCGCUUCUUCCCCGGCGUUGUCGGCCAGGCGGUGCCGUCCGCCGACGACGUGUCUCUAGGCGCACCUGGACCAAGCGACCUGAACGGUGAGAAGAUCGAGACGACCCCUCGAAGGGAGACGACCGCACCAGGUCUGGGUGCGAAUGGCGGCAUACCGUCUUCGCCGCCGUUCAAGCAGCCCGACAUGAGCCAGUCGACCGCUUCGCCUUCGGCAGCGUGGACGAACAAGUCGCUGGCGCUUUCAGUCCUCGACCCCACCGCUUCGUCGGUCUGGUCUGCCGCACCAGAAGAGAGCAGCGUCCAUGCGCGCGUCAAGUCUGCCGUCCAGCCGGAGAACUCGCUCCAAGGCCUCGUCGACGAGGACCUCUCGGAAGCCUUGCCCAACUCCGUCGCCGAUCUCAAACUCGACGAUGGUCAUCUGGCGGAGGACAAGGAUGCCUCGAAGGCUUCUGCCGCGAAGGAGGAGGCCAAGCUCCGCGCCGUUGCGCCGUCUUUCUCCUCUUUCCUCCACGAGUCGGCGGGCGCCGUCGACCCGUCAGCUGUGGCUGCUAUCGCAGACCACCCUCGCGCGCAUCCGCCUUUCGGCCCCGCAGCGUGGCCAGGCAUCCCUCCUCAGUCGACCCCAUCACCCAUCUCCGCCUACUCGCCCGCUCAGUCUUUCUCGCCGCAGCUGUACACGUCGGUCCCUCCGAACUACGGCCGCACUCUCUCGCAGCAGCAAGUCUACUCGGCCUACCCUACCCAGACGCCCUCUCCCUACGCACCGCAGCACCUCGCCCAGCCGUACUCCCCGCAACACUACCCGUCCGCUUCUCCCGCUUCAACGGCCGUCGGCUACUCUCCCAUGCCGUACCGCGACUCGGCCUCUUCGGCAGCUCCUCACGGCAUCACAAACCCGGCUCUCAUCGCGAACUACGGUUAUGGCGGCCAGAGCGGGAUGUCGUCGGCGCGAGCGUACGGUGCAGUCGGCGCGCCGGGGACGCCAGCGUACGGACGACCGCAACAGCACAUCGGGGCCUAUGGUCGUCCGCCUACGCAGCCUGCCGUCGCGCCCACAGCGUACAUUGCGUCAGGGUUUGGCGCGCCGUUCCAGACGCCGGGCCAGUCCUACCGCGUCGAGAGCCCGUACCCGCUCGGCACCGCCUACUCGUCUUCACCCGACGCUGUCCGCCCGCCCCUCCCUCCGCAGCACCCUUCGGCGACUACGAUGGCUUCGCCGGUCAUCAUGCCUCAGCAGCCGCCGCAAGUUCCCGUCUUCGCCCCGACCUCGUACCCUGGGCAAGUCCUGCCGCCGCACGUCGCGCAGGCUUCAACUUUCGGUGCUGGAUAUGGCGAUGCGUCGCAUGCAGCGUAUGGCCAGCCUGGCGCCGUCUAUGGACGACCGGGACCUGCCGCCCGAGGAGGAGGAGCGUUGGGAUCCGUUGGUGUCGCGCGGUGGUGA
Molecule: messenger RNA, 5205 nt
Organism: Rhodotorula toruloides NP11
Lineage: Eukaryota; Fungi; Basidiomycota; Microbotryomycetes; Sporidiobolales; Sporidiobolaceae
Exons: 5
Coding region: 1-5205 (1734 amino acids)
Source: RefSeq, a predicted model, not a curated record